Molecule: messenger RNA, 1725 nt
Organism: Lobosporangium transversale
Lineage: Eukaryota; Fungi; Mortierellomycota; Mortierellomycetes; Mortierellales; Mortierellaceae
Exons: 4
Coding region: 1-1725 (574 amino acids)
Cellular component (GO): membrane
Source: RefSeq, a predicted model, not a curated record
AUGCCAGCGAUUCCUCAGUUCCCACAACCACAAUAUCAUCAGGCUCAUCAAGGCCAUCAACACCCAAAUCAGCAACCUUCGACCUUUGCGUUCCAAUGUGGACCAUUGUUGCGGUACCAAAACCUAGAUAUCCAUAAUGGACAUUGGAUUGGAUCUGUAUUAAUGGUUGCGAGACCUGAAGCCAUUGGACAGCCCCCACCAGUCUUGACCUGGAAUGAUGGUCGAUCAACGCCUCAAGUAGUGAUCGGUCAAUCGAUUGAUACUUAUAACCAGUCGGUCUUUUGGAGAUUUGCUCUGGUGAUUCCUCAGGAUCAGCAUGGAACGAAGAAGAUUACCUAUUCCAUCAAUGGGGGACCCCAAUAUUGGUUCUUUGUCGCAGGAAGGACAGAAUCGUUCAGGUGGAUGUUUUAUUCCUGCAAUGGAUUCUCUUCUAGUACAGACGCUGUCGCUCUUGGAGGUGCCAAUCCCUUGUGGAAUGAUGUGUUGGCCAAACACACAGAGCAACCUUAUCACGUCAUGAUCGGAGGAGGCGAUCAGCUUUAUUGCGACUCACUCUUGAAUGAGAAGGAAAUGGUUGAAUGGUUGGCCAUUACUUCGGUCGAAGGACGAGAGAAGGCCUCCUGUAGAACUGAGUGGACUCUUGCAAUUGAGAACUAUUAUUUCAACCGAUACUGUCAUUGGUUCUCUAAGGGUACCUAUGGUCAAGCCCUUGCUGCCAUCCCUACCAUCAACAUGUGGGAUGAUCAUGACACUAUUGACGGCUAUGGCUCAUAUCCAGAAUCGACUCAAAAGAGUCCUGUCAUGUCAACCAUUGGAGCGAUCUCACGUCGGUUCUACUUGUUAUUCCAACAUCACACCACUCCAGCAUUGGUUCCCCAACAUGGAUACUUCUCUGCAGGUAUUGGCGAAAACAUUUUGACAUCCUUGGGACCGACGACCUCGAUCCUUGUUUUAGAUGCUCGUUCAGAACGAACCAAGAACAUGGUCUGUUCCGAUCAGACAUACGAUUUAGCAUUCGCCAAAAUGUAUCAUGAAAUUCCUCAAGGAACUCGACAUCUCUUGGUUCAGCUGGGUGUUCCCAUUGCUUAUCCACGUUUAGUCUUUGCAGAGAAUUUGAUGAGUGGUGUCGGAAAUGUCUUGGGAACUUUGGCUGGUGCGAAGAGCGUGGUCAACAAGUUGAAUGGGGAACCAGAGUUGUUGGAUGAUUUGAACGACCAUUGGACUGCCAAGGCACACAAGGCGGAGCGUAACAAGUUCAUUACUCGUCUUCAGAACUUUGCUAACGACCGUAAGAUUCGAGUGACGUUCAUUUCCGGUGAUGUCCACUGUGCAGGUGUGGGCCGAUUCCAUGCCAAGAUCUCACCACCAGAAAACGAUCCUCAGUUGAUGUAUCAAGUGAUUUCUUCUGCGAUUGUGAAUGAGCCUCCUCCAGAUGGUGUAAUCAGGUUGUUGCAUUUCCAGGAUAAAGUCCAUAUCUUGGAAGGUCGUGUCAAGACCUAUGAAGACAUGUAUCCCAUGUUCACUAUCGACGUCGAUGGAAAGCCUCUUCAAAUGGAUAAACUCAUGCCUCGUAGGAAUUUCUCGCAUGGCUACUUCAAUCCGCACACAGGUGGUUUAGACAUCACCAUCUUUGUCGAAAAUGUUCGUGGUGGACCCGAGGGUACCCCUGGUGGUGACAGGGGUACGAAACCAUACACGAUCCAUGUCCCACGCUUAGACCCAUAA